Messenger RNA from Spodoptera litura, 862 nucleotides. RefSeq lists its product as uncharacterized. The record is from RefSeq and is a predicted model, not a curated record. Lineage: Eukaryota; Metazoa; Arthropoda; Insecta; Lepidoptera; Noctuidae.
CCACGCUGCCAAGCCGAUUGGUCGGCUGAAAGGUGCAGCAUAUUGUAAUUUCGCUAAAUAUGAUAUUUGGUAUAUAUAGCUAUACCAAUAAAUAAAACAAAUUCGACUGAACUGUGUACUAACUGUUCACAAAUCUUCGCCAACGAAUUUUGUGUGUGCUUCGUUCUCACCAAAACUUGUUGAUAGUGAUAAAUUGUGAUGAAAAUACGGACUAUUAUGACAAAGAAAAUGGUUAUUAAUUUGUUGUUGGUGGUGCUUCUUGCUUUUUGUCCAAUUGUUUAUGCAGAUGACGGUCCUCCAGAGGAUGGAAUACAGGACAUUUAUGUAACACCGAGUCCUACGACUUGUCAUGAAAAAUGUGGUUGUGAAGAAAUGUACUUCUACGACUCGGCUACCAGCAGAUGUCUAAUCAAUUUCACAAGAGUAUUUAAAAAAGUCGUUACUAAUUAUGAAAAUCUUGAUGGUAAUAAUUUACCUGAUGAUGAAAUGGCAAAACUUCUCUACAUUGAAAGUCAAAAAAUAUUUCAAGGAAUUAUGAUCUCAGUUUUCUUAUUUAUUGUGUGUGCAGCAAUUUGUGUCAUAUCAGCGUGUAUUUAUUGUUGCCGUAUAAAUUACACGGACCGAUCAUUGAAAUCUAAUGUAAAGGCCUUAGCCAAAAAACUGAAUACAGAUUACAAAACGAAGAAGCCAGUAAAACGACCACCUUGCCCACCUGUUUCACAAAGUUGUAAUGUUGUUGUAGAAGAUGCUGGAGUUUUUGUUGUAUAGUUGUAAUAAAUAUAAAUGUUAUUUCAUGAUAAUGCACAAUAAAAGUUAGAUUUGAAAAGUAAAUUGGAUCUUGGUUAUUAAAAAACUCUAACCG